This is a messenger RNA of Mastomys coucha (southern multimammate mouse), 6904 nucleotides long. It is a transcript of the gene Itpripl2, whose product is annotated as ITPRIP like 2. Bases 660 to 2267 code for a protein of 535 amino acids. The record is from RefSeq and is a predicted model, not a curated record. Lineage: Eukaryota; Metazoa; Chordata; Mammalia; Rodentia; Muridae. The transcript has a single exon.
CCGGGCGAAGGGAGGGCCGGGCGGUGGGGCUGCAAGCCUUCCUCCAGCGACUUCCCAGUAAGUGCGGGAUCAGAUGCAGCCACCGCCCCGGAACCAGGCCUUCCCUGUUCUGCCUUCCAGGAGGGGGCCCGGGAGUAGCCCUCGGAAGUGCAGUCUCCCGCAAGUCCCGAAGUCCCUCUGGCCACCCGGCGUCGAACCGGGCGGAGGCUGGGAAGGGGCCGCCCUCCCCGCGAGGCUCCAGACUCCGGCAUUUCCUCCCCGCUGCCCGGCGCGGCCUUCCCCUCCGAAAGAAGAAAAUCCCGCGGCCCGAGGAACCCAGCCGAUCACCUCGGUGCGCAGCUGUGGCGGAGCCAGGAGGGCCGCCCAGGGUAGGGUAGGAGUCCGGGGCAGAAGCCAGCCGAGGGCAGCGAGGCUGGGACUGAGCGGGACAGGCACAGGGCGCGGUCAGGGGCCGGAGAGAGCUGCGCAGGCGGCGCCUGGAAGAGGAACUUGAGCUGAGAGUGGAGGCAGAGCAGCGGGGCUGCUGGCCCCGGCGCUACGAGCGGGGAGCCUCCUCCAAGGCCAAGGACACGGGGGCCUCGGGGCCUCCGGGACGCUGCGCGCAUGCUGGGCAGGGGACACCACCCGGGCUCGCGCCCUGGGCCGCCCGGGCUCCCGGCAUGUCCGUGCGGUACACGCUCAACCUGCGGGUCUUCUGGCCCUUGGUGACCGGGCUGUGCACGGCGCUGGUGUGCCUCUACCAUGCCCUACGCAGCAGCGAGGAUGCCCAGGUCGAGCCCCCCGACGGCGCAGACAGCGGCUUCCCGCUGCUCAAGGUGGCCGUCCUUCUUCUCCUCGGCUACAUCCUCCUACGAUGUCGCCACGCCAUCCGCCAGCGCCUCUUGCCAGGUUCUUCCCGCCCUUGUGGCCAUGCCAACGUCUCAGCCAGAUCCUUGCAAGAGCCGGGCCUGAGCAUCUUACUGGAGAGUUACUAUGAGCACGAGGUGCGCCUGUCGCCACAUGUGCUGGGUCACAGCAAAGCGCAUGUGAGCCGGAUCGUGGGGGAACUGGUGCAAGCUGGCCGGGCCCGAGGGUCUCCGGGUCCCAUCACCGGGGGAGCGCUGGCUUUGGCCUUCCGGGGAGACUUUAUCCAGGUGGGCAGCGCCUACGAACAGCAUAAAAUCCGCCGACCCGACAGCUUCGACGUGUUGGUGCCACUGCGACUCCCGCCGCAGGUGGCGCUGGAGCCGCGGAGCCUGGGGACCGAACCCACGCUGACCCCAGCCUUCCGGAGCUGCUUCGUGUGCGCCCUCAAGGCACCGCCCUCGCCAUCGGGGACCUCGACGGGCCAGUGGCAUCGCGACUGCAAGCCCUUCGCUGAAGGCUUCUGUGUGGAUGUGCAGGGCCGUCGCCACCUCUCAGCUACCCUGGUGCUGCGCUGGUUCCAGGCGCACCUCCAGCGCUCCUUGGCCACUGUGCGCUACAGCUUGGAGGGUCGCUGUCGGGUUAGCCUGACCCCAGGUGGUCUGGAGCAGCCUCCCACCCUCCACAUCCUCCCUUGCCGCACGGACUACGGCUGCUGCCGUCUUUCCAUGGCCGUGCGCCUCAUCCCUGCUGUCCACCUGGGUGAUGGCGUCUUCCUUGUGGCACCGCCGCCACCACCCUCGCCUAGCGGGGCCCUGUCAGAACUCCCGGGUGGUCUGCGCGCUGAGGCACUGUGGGGUGUGAACACAGCACGUCAGGAGCAGAAAUUGCUGGGCUGGCUUCAGGAACGGGCGCCUCCAGGUGCUUGCUACCUCAAGUGCCUGCAGCUGCUUAAGGCUCUUCGAGACUUGGGUGCCCGCGGACUGGACCCGAUGGCUGCUACACACUGGGGACGCAUCCUGUCCUCCUAUGUGCUCAAAACAGCAGUGCUGGAGGUGCUUCUGAACGAGGGCGGCCCAACACCUAGCUGGGAUGAGGCACACCUGAGUGAGUGCUUGGAGAAGUUGGUGAAGUUCCUUAGGGACUGUCUGCUGCGACGCAGAGACCUCUUCCAUUGUGUCCUAGGCCCUGCUGGGGCAGCGGCCGAGGUUGGCCCCCUGCCCAAGGUGCUGCGCGAGGCCGCUCCAGUUGACCUCCUGGCACCUUUCGACCGGCACGCCCGGGACCUUGCGGCAGCACGGUUGCUGUCCACCUGGCGAAGAUUGCCCCAACUUCUCCGGGUCUACGGUGGUCCCCGCUACCUUGCCAGGUGCCCUGCACCCCGGAGUCAACGCACCCAGGGCUUCCCUGAAGAUGAACCCUGAACCCUGAUUACACUCCACCUGACUAAAUGCUCCUUUCCCACGGGAUGAGAGUGCGGACAGCAGCUAAAUUCAAGAUGAGCUGUUCGAGGUGUCGGAAAUUUUGAAGGAUGUCACAGGAUUUGGUGGCACAAAUGUUCUGUCCUAGGCUCCAUGGCCUAAGAUAGCAGUGGCAUCUUCUGCAGACCAAUUAGAGUAUCCUGGGUGGUCUCAUACACAGAUCUCUCUGCCCUCAAAUUAUUAGAAGCAAACGUUUUUGAUAUACUUAUUUGGUGGAUACUAGGCUCUCAAUUGGCCCCUAGUUUUAGAAGGGUGUUGUAUGUGUGUUUCAAUGCUGGGGCUUGAAUAAGUGGACCCCUAUGCUAGGUGGGCCCUCUACCACGAAGCUAUAUCUUUGACCCCUAGCUUUUUUAUUUGUUUAUUUGUUUUAGUUUUGUUUUUAAAGAAUCCCUAUCCACAACUGGAAUUGAAAUUCUAGUCCAGCUGUUAGCAUCCCAGAGUCCUAAUUUAGCUAUUUCCAUGAGCAUGCAUGUAUAUUUUAGUGGUGCCAUCACAGAUUUGUUGAAUAAGAUUAAUGGAGUUGUCAUGAAUUAUGUGACCCAUGCUAAGAAGUGGCCAAGAGCAGUUUAGAGACUUUAAGAGCAAGUGGCACUUUAUGUCUAGUCAUUUUCUUGUUCUGUGUUUGUUGGAACCAAGGGCUCUUCAAAAGAGCUUCCACACAGUUAUAAAGAAGACCAGGGCUCAGAAAAGCAGCCAGCCACCAUCAGCACUCCUCUAGGUCAUAGGUGGGGAUUUGCUCUUGACACUCAAUACCUGUUCGCUUGAGCCAGGCAGAAUACAGAGGGAAAAGAUCCUUAAUUAAGACAGGUCUGGCAAAAGUGUAGAACACGAGUCUUGAAAAAGAUCCUGUCUAGGGCUCGCCGUCAGCUAGACCCAACCUGCUUAGGUUUCAAAGUUUCUGAGCAAAGGCCCUGUAGGCUUAUCUCAGAGUAUAAGGACCUUUGAAGAGAGAGAAUGCUUGGCAUGCUGCCUAGUAUGGGCUAGGGUUUAGUAGUUGGAAGGUUCUUGAUUACCUGGGCAGCUUUACAUCGUCUUGAAGGCCAGUUCUCGAUUCUGCUUAUGACUUGUAAAAUAGUAACUUGAGGUGUGUGCUUGGAGACCUGUCAGUCCCCAGUUGUGGGCAGAAGAUAGGCCAUAGGAGCUGAAGGAGAAAGGAGGGAGGAGCUGAAGGAGAAAGGAGGGAGCAAGCCAUACAGUGCUUUGCUCUUCUCAGCCAUAAACUUCUUGGCCUGGGUGCCCUUGCUGGUGGGAGGAGCCCAUUCUCCAGUGCUUCCUAUCCUCCUGCCUUCCAGACAACUUCCAAUAGCAGUUCAAGUUUAGAAAACUUCAGCUUCCUCUCUCCUGGUGGGAAGUGUGGCCAAUCUCAGUAAUACACUUAGGGAAUUUUUUUUUUUUUUAAACAACAAAGAUCUGUGCUCCCUUAGACUCCUUAAAGUGAAGGUUGGAAGACAAAAAUAGUCACAUGAAUAGGGUCAUUGUUUAAUUUCUUAGCUAUGUGGAGGGAACUCUGCAAACCCCCUUUCUCUGGGGCACCCAGUGGCAAUCCAGGGGAAUAGAUUGUAGGGACUUCUCAUUUUUCCUCGGCAACUCCGACUGAAAGAGAAAGCUAUCUCAUUGAGUUGUUUUGGGGACCAUUCCUCUUGAUAUCCCAGAGAUCAUUCCUAGUUUUUUGAGGCCAAUAUUUGGUUAUAAGGUACAGCAUUGGAUGAAAGGGUUGCUCUGUCAGCCUCUUGCAAAGUUUGAAACCGCACAGUGGGCUUGAUUUUAAUUACUUUAAAAAGCCAAUGCCAAGGGAAGAAUGUGCAUGUGUGCAUAUGCAUGUGUGUGUGUGUGUGUGUCUCUCUGUGUGUGUCUCUCUGUGUAUAUAUAUGUAUGUGUGUAGGUGUCUGUGUAUCUGUGUCUGUCUGUGUGUUUCUCUGUGUGUAUAUGUGUCUGUGUGUACAAUACACACAUGAUUUCUAUACUCAGCCUGUUGCUGCCUCUGUAGUCAUUAAGUUAGAACAGGGGAGAGGCAAAUUUCCAACUAUUUCUAGCUAAGCUAGAAAUUUCUAGCUAAAGAAUCCUUUUUUUUUUUUUAACUUUUGAUAAUAUUUUAAAGUAUAAAUCUGGUUAGGAUCAUAAAUAUAAAUAGCUUAUAUAAAUAUCUUUCUUGUAGGGUUUUUUCCUUUUUUUGUGUUAAUUACCCAAAGCUUCAUCCAUCCUCAAACUUUUAAAGUUUUUUUAUUAUUAUUAUUAAAUUAAUGGGCAUUGUGUUUGUAAAUUUUUAAAAAAAUAUUAAUGUUUUAUUUAAAUGCCAUGCUGAACAGUUGUUCUCAAUAUGUGGCAACAAAAACUUAAGAGAUUUCGAUCAAUUUUGAUCAAUAGUUAGUGAUCUGAAACAUGUACUGUGUACAGAUGCAAUUAUACGGCUGUUAACCGAGUACAGUGGCUGCCCAAGGCCUUUAAAUUCAGCUCAGUUCUGCAUUUCAUUAUGGCUACUGUCAUGGCCUCUAUUUGACAUGUAUACACUUUUGGUGUAUAUUUGGUGCUGGAGAGUCAUAUAUGCCAAAAUUCUCAUGUAAGAUGGCUCUGCCAAAAAGUAAAAAGAGUUGUUUAGCCAGUGCCCAAAGAAACCGUUUGCUUUUUUUUGUUGUUGUUGAGGAAGAUGACUCAGCUCUUUUGCAUCCAGACACUUCAGUAACUCCCACUGCCCAGCUCAGAGCCUUCUGGAAUGCUUGUGGGCUGGGAGAAUAUGCUUUUUGCAAAAUGAAGGAGAGGACAGUUUGAGUGGAUGCAAAUAUUCUCUGAGGAUUUGGAGGAGGAAGACUUAAGGUGUAUGUGAAAGGAAGAGAUGGGAGGGAGACGGGUGAACACACCUCAAGGGUGGGAGAGAGUUUUGGGUGAGGAAAUGUGGUUUUAGGUAUGUGCUGUUUCCGGUCAGGAGUCACAAACUCAGUAGCCUAAAGGCAGGGAGACAAAUAAGAGGGGGGAGGGUGUGGGGACUGUCCCUACCUUAAAGGAGGCAGCUCGCCUAAGCUCCAGGCUGGGAAAGAAGGGUGGGGCCAAGAAUCAGCAUUUCAAAUUAAAAUACUAACGCUCACUGGUUUUUAAUUUAAGACAUAAAUUUAAAAUGUCUAAAACCACCAAGUGAGCCAGAUACAAUAUUUGGUUGAACCUGAGGCCACCAGUUUGCGACCCCUUGCCUUACAGAGUUAGCCUUCCCCCAGGUAUAUAUAGGCUUAUAUUCUUUGCCAUAGAGACAGUGGUUAAAUAUAUAUAAGUGGGGGUGUGUUAGUUCAUUUCUACUUUAUCUCUCAGAGUUAAGCUUUGCUAUAUGAAUAACAGCAGAAAAAAUUAACACAGCCACAGAUAACAUUUAUCCCCAGUUCCGGGUAGGGCUUCCAUGCAAGCCUGGCUCUUCAGUUAAAAUCCCAGCUAAAACACUUGGGGUGAUUUUGGGGGGGAGGGGUGCUGGUGAUUUGAGGACAACUUUUUAGCCUGGCUGGAACUUGCAGAUGAGUAAUGAAGAAGAAUUGCAGAAUAACUUCUUUCUUUGUAUUUGGUUCUUAAAUGAAAAUUAAUAUUUUUGUUGUCCAUGGUAACUUAGCCUGGGCCUUCACAAUGUUGUUUGGAGACAUUAAACACCAGCAAAAACAAAACAAAAGCAACAGCCAGUGUUCCAGCUUUGGGCCAAGUGGCAUGGAUUUGUACUAUUCCCACCUCAGAACACUGGCAUUCUUUCUGUUCCUUUCUGACUCAGUGUCUCCGACCAAAACGAGCACCAGCUGAGCCUCCUCCCCAAGCAUCUCUUGUCACCUCCCAGAGGAAGUCACGUUUUCCACAGAACUGUGCUUCCUGGCUUUGACCUUGACAAAGAGGUCCCCCCCCACCCCCCACCCCCGUGUCUACACAAAGGAAAAUUUUCUCCUGUGGUGGAAAAAGUAAACCUCACCCAAAUUUCUGACAUCUUCAAGAGGGAAACUGGCUCAGUGUUACCCCUGUGGUACGUGUUACAUUUUUCUUUCUUUCUUUCUUUAAUUGCUUGUCUGUAACUUAAACAUAUCUAUUUAUUUUUUAUGGCACACGGUGGGGUGGGAGUAAUGCUAGUGUAUAAGUCAAGAGAGGGUGGUAAAUUCCAGAUCAUGUACACAGAAAAAAUAGACCAAGAUCUGCAGCUAACUGAUAUGUAAUCUGGUUCUGGAAUUAUUAGAUAUGCAGGGAUAUUUUAGCACCUUUUGAGGAAAAAAAAAAGAUGUCUUGGCUCAGUCACUUGACCUGAAGCAUUCCAACUCUGGCUGUUUUAAACGUGCCUUCUGACCCCAAACUGCAUAUUGGGAUACAGUUUGGGGGUCACAAUUACAGCCUAUGUUUGUUCCAAUAAAAGAGACCAAAGAGUUAAUCAGACCUAGUUGGCUGCUAUAGCAACUGUGUGAUUAAGAACGUCUUCAUCACGCAGUUUCCAUGGCCCCAGUGGUCAAGGCCUGUCUGUCACUCAUCUUCAUUUGAAGUGGAGUGUAUUUGCACUUUCGAUCCUGUGGGUCACUUGGGGACCUUGUUCUUUCCAAUUUUGCUUUAUCAAUAAAGGAACUUGUGGGAACCUC